Molecule: messenger RNA, 3947 nt
Organism: Spodoptera frugiperda (fall armyworm)
Lineage: Eukaryota; Metazoa; Arthropoda; Insecta; Lepidoptera; Noctuidae
Gene: Tsp26A
Product: tetraspanin-5
Exons: 9
Coding region: 166-1104 (312 amino acids)
Biological process (GO): protein maturation; protein localization to plasma membrane
Cellular component (GO): membrane
Source: RefSeq, a predicted model, not a curated record
UCUUUUGUUUGACGGUCGUUCACUCCACUCGCUCUCGUUGAUUUGGCCAAUGUUUGGCCUAGUUGCUUAGUUUAUUAGAUUUUUACUUCUAAUAUUUUUUUAUUUAAAUGUAGUGUUCAGUCCUUAUUUUAUUUAAUACUGUGACAUUAUUAUGUGAUACUUAAAAUGCCUGGCAUAAGGAAAUAUCGACGGGAUACCAGCGAAGUCAGCUGUUGUUUGAAAUAUGUUAUUUUUGGUGUGAAUGUUUUGUUCUGGUUCCUCGGUCUGAUUGUGCUAGCGGUAGGAGUGUGGGCAUGGACGGAGAAGGACACAUUUAAUAACCUGUCCAGACUCACCAACAUUGCGUUGGAUCCAGCAUUUAUUUUAAUAUGUGUGGGCGCCAUUACGUUUAUAAUUGGGUUCACGGGCUGCGUCGGUGCUCUUCGUGAGAACACGUGCCUGCUCGCAUGCUAUGCAGUUUUCCUUGCACUGCUGCUUUUGGCAGAGAUGACUACUGGCAUUCUAUUCUUCGUAUUUAAGGACUGGAUAAAACAACAAGCAACUACGGGUUUCCAAUCCUUCAUUACACAUUAUAGAGAGGAUCCUGACCAACAAAACUUAAUCGAUUGGAUACAAGAAGACUGGUUACAAUGUUGCGGUGUGGAGGGUCCUCGAGAUUGGGACCGUAACGCGUACUUCAACUGCUCGAGCGGCGCCGUGGGUUCGCGCGAGGCUUGUGGAGUCCCUUUCAGUUGCUGCAGGAACAAACCACAGGACAUCAUCAGGAACAAACAGUGCGGAUACGAUGUUAGGAAACCUACCUAUCAACUGAGUGAGCGAGUGAUACACGAGCGCGGCUGCCUGGCGGCGGGCGAGGACUGGCUGCAGAGGCACUUCGCGCACGUCGCCGCCAUGCUGCUCGGACCCUUAGCGCUAAAGAAUUAUGAUAGAACAAAGAUAAUAUAUGACAAGGGCUGUUUAGAGGCAGCCGAGGAGUGGUUCGACCACAACCUGUUGAUAGUAGCCACGUCCGCUGUUUGUACUGCUUUUGCACAAAUCCUGGGCAUCUGCUUCGCGCAGAACCUCCGAGCGGACAUAUUCGCUCAGAAGGCGAAGUGGCACUGACAAUCAGCCUCUCCUGCCGCCGUGUGACGCGCCCGUGUCCCCUCGCACUCACCACCGCACUACUACACUACUCCCCUAUUGUGCUGAAUCAACACUAACUUUUCUACUCUUCCCAAGAUAAGUAAAUUAUAAUUCGAUUUUUUAUCUGUGAAUUUUUCCAAACGUUCAAUGUUGCCAUUGUUAAAACGUAUUUUUGAUAUGGCAACACUGUUAUGAUCUUGACAUUGUGUAAACCACCAUUUUUUUAUUGUCUUCACUCCUAUAAGAUGAAUUCGCACAAAUUGCCCCAUUGUAUUUUCGUAUUUCGUACACAAUUAUACAAUUUCAUAACACCCUUUUCUUAUGACAAAAGUGUAACUAUUGGACACAGUAUAAAUACUAAUACUUCAGCACAUCUAUUCUAAAGUACAUGCAUUUAUUUGCAUAUUAGAUUAAUGUUUGUCGUGCAGAUUAUUUAUAUACACCAUAAGUGCUCAUCUUACUGUCCCUAGGCUCUUUCAAAACUAUCUUAACACAGAGAAGUGAGUAAAUGGAGAACUCAUAUGAUAUGUAAUCAGUUAAGCUUCUUAGACUCUUCCUAAUAUUACUAGUUUGCACAUUCAAUGCAUUAAUCUCAAUAAAGUACAUUUCUUGUAAGUUAUUAGAAGUCUAACACCAUGGCUAUUGAUCAUUCUUCGCUUUGAUGUCUUCUUAUUGAGAUGCGGCCAAAAGACUGACUUAGAAAUCCUUGUGAUCUCUCUUAGCGUGAGUACUCCAUUUACUAUUUCCUCUGUGUCUCCCUCUGGCACUCUAUCUCUCUUCCAUCAUUCUUGGAUACUCUUCAAUCUCUCUCUCUGUAAAUAACAUUAUAAUAAUGUUGGUACUUGUUGAUAGAAUUAUCCAAUACAUAUAUCCUUGUAAAGUGGAGUUAGCUUUGGAGUAUGGCAGCUACGUAGAUUAAAUAUUAAAGUAAGAAUAUUAUUUAUUGCGUCUUUAGCAGCUCCGUUCCAUGAGCCGUAUAACGUAACCUAAUAAGGUUCAAUUUUGAAAUGCUACUAGUUAAAUAACAAUUAAACAAGUAGUGUAUGGAAAUGAUAUUGAUUUACUUCGAAUUAUAUCAUAGUUUAUUAUGUCAAUCUCUUAUAAUAUAAUGUAAGCUUUGACAUAAUUUCACCGUUCUAUUUACUUAACUUUGACUAGUGCGUAUGUCAGUUGGCUAUUAGCACGGUUCUGCUUAAAGUCAUUUAAAUCGAUAAAAGACAAGUUUCUAGUUGUUCCUAGUAAUAAAAUGUCCAACAGCUAACUCCACUAUGAAGCGAUGUGUUCAAAUUGGCCAAUUAGCCUUAACGGGAGCUGUGAGAUGAAUUUAGUAUUGGAAUAUAUAAGUAUUAAGAAGGUUAACAAGUUUAUUCAAGAUACUGAAAGCUAUUUAAUUGUUAUAUUCCUUGCAGAUAUUAAAUGUUGUUACAUUGAUGUGACCAGAGACCAUGCCAUCCAAAUGUAGCGCUUAUGUUGUUUAAAAUGCAAGAAUAAUUGUCAGGUUAAAUCCGUGGUCACUAAGGUUCAAUUUUGAAAUGUGGUGCUGCAUCAAAUAUUCCUGUAGUGUAGUGCAGGUUGUUAUAGAGUGUGCAAGUUGUAGGAUGUCGGGUUGUGUUUGCAGCAGGAGAAUAAUGGCUGACAAUAUUAUUAGGACGGGGUCAUAUACAGGCGGCGGCUAAACGGUAUAGAAGUAUUUUAUUAUACUUCCAUUCUGACUGUAUACUACAUGUAAUUAUAGUUCUUUUUUAAUCAUUGUUAAGUGCUAUAAUCGUUUAAGUUUAAAUCUUUAAUUUUAGUACCCUCGCUUUACGCCCGCCCGCCCGCCAAACAAGACCCUGCCUAAUUCGUAUUUGUAUUAAGAUAAUAUAUUUUAUUAUAAACUCAAAUUAGUGAUAAGAAAUACUCAUUUAGAAAACAAAAAUAUUAUUAUUAUACAUUAAAAAAAAAUGAUUUACUUAAUCAUGAUUCCAAAAGUAUUGCAUGUUUAAAAAUAUAUAAAUCGCUUUGGUAUUGUUAUGAAUCUCUUUUGAGGUUUUAUGCACAAAUUAUAAUUAGGCAUUAUGUAUUACAAAAGUCUAUGUUUAAUAUUCUUGUUUUUGGUAGGUUAGGUAUUACCGCUGGUUCGAUAGAUGUUUAAACGAAUGUGUUCCUUAUAACGCUGGCUUUAGAACUUAUAAUGUAUAAUCUCAAACUGAAUCAUCAUUGUUUUUUAAAUAGUUAUGUGAAAGUGUUAUGUGCCUAUAUUACAUAGAAAUAUAUCUCGAAAUAUUGUUUGAUAAUGUAUAAUGUAUUUAUUAGCCGUAAUUGUCACUGCCUUAUUGACUGCAAAAAGUAUUCAUUAUUAUUUUUGUUUCUAUACCUAAUGGUUUUUGGGUGCAUUUUACUAACCGCUUUAAAGUAUUUAACUUCAUAGUGUAAGGUUUAGUUUGUGAAUCUGUAAUCGAUUACUUUAAUGAUCUUUUUAUUAGUUAAGUUAUUCUAUAUGAUCUUAGUGCCGAACUUUAUAUACUUUAUGUACUAAGUUGCCACAGUUUAGUGAACUAGUCCUUGAAAAAAUGUUUUAUACUCUACCUUUUUGCAAAAACAAUUUAAUAAAAGUAUUUCUUUUUUAUAAACCCCAGUUGUAAUGAGAUUGUAUUAUUAUUUUUGAAAAUGUAUUUUUUUUUUAUUUUAUUGACUUUAUAAAGUAUUAAAGAGUCUGGUAUCGAUUUACGAUGCCAGUUCUGAAGGUCCUCGUAUUUAUAACGUAGAUGUAGUAUUUAUGUAAUUUUCAAAUGACUUAAAAUCGAUAUUUUGUAUGGAAUUAUAAGUAUAAUAUGUACAAA